Cladophialophora bantiana CBS 173.52 is the source of this 330-nucleotide messenger RNA. RefSeq lists its product as uncharacterized. Bases 1 to 330 code for a protein of 109 amino acids. The transcript has a single exon. Lineage: Eukaryota; Fungi; Ascomycota; Eurotiomycetes; Chaetothyriales; Herpotrichiellaceae. The record is from RefSeq and is a predicted model, not a curated record.
AUGCAAAGCGCCUUUGGCGACGCUGCCCACGAAGACCGCCAAUUAACACUCGACGAAAUCGUCAAGACGCCCAACCUAUACCUCGAGGCCGUGAUCGAGGAGAUCUCCCUGAUAUUCGUGCGUGCCUUGAGUCUACUUUGCACCUCCGUCAUCUUGGCAAGUAAUAAGGCAGCUCUCUUCGCAUUCCUCACGGGUCCAGAGCUGGAGCCAAGUGGAAAUAUCCAAAUGAGGAUCCUUGGCCUUGACCGUGGGUCUCGCUUCCCCAAGAGCUUCGAGUUGCUCGAUCGCCCACUUCUGUUGCAAUCUGUCCGGGACUUCCUUUUAACAUGA